Ostreobium quekettii is the source of this 453-nucleotide messenger RNA. Lineage: Eukaryota; Viridiplantae; Chlorophyta; Ulvophyceae; Bryopsidales; Ostreobiaceae. The record is from the annotation of a GenBank genome assembly.
AUGCUGCAGCGUAGAGGCCACAAUUCCAGUGGAGCCAUCCGUCUUGGGCAAAAAAGGGCUCCAGCCAACCGCGGCAGGGGCCAAAACGGAUCGAAAGGCUCAUCGCCAAUGCGCGGAGGCACAGCACCUAUGAAGCCACCCACGAUUGGCCGGCCUCCCCCGCUUUCCGAAAGUCGAAAGUAUCAGGUGCCUCUUGCCACCAAUUUAAUCGCCGGCAUUCAGAACGGAAGCAGGCUACAGCAUGGGGGAAAGACAGUAAAGCAAAACUCGCGACCGCCCAAGCGACAAAGAGAAAUCAAACAACAACAGCGAAGCUUAGAAGGCCGGAAUGGCACCAGUGCUGCCUGCGAUAUUUCCAAACUGCAUGAUAUCGCAUUGAGAAUAGAGACCAAUCUCGGUGCUGUAGUUAAUGCUCAAGACGCAAAAGGCACCGGAACACAGCUGCGCCGAUGA